AUGCCGUAUCUUCCCACCCCCCAGGCCUACCUGGAACAAUCCGCCUUGUUACUCGAAGCAUACCCGGACACCACCCGAAUCACAACGAAAUACAGCUUCCCUUCACACAAACCUAAAUCCAAACCUACAUCCACGACAGACUCUGCCCCCACCGAUCCCCAAUCCCAACCUCAGACCUCGACGACGCCAGUUGCCACGCUGACGUUGAAAACAUUCAACCCCUCGGCGGGCCUCUGUCUGAAGUAUCGCACCAACAAGGCUGCCGAGGUCGGUCGCUUGAUCACAAGUCUGGGGAAGCUGGCCGGGGGCGCAGAUGUUGCUAGUUUGGGUCUCGGCGCUGCUGUUGCUCCGGCCGCUGACGUUGAGAUGGCAGAUGCUCCUGAGGAUGGGACUGCUACGCUGACGGCGGCCGCCGCUGCCGCACCUGCGGCCAAGACCGAGUCGAAUAACAAGGGUGGGAAAUCGAAGAAGAAGGGUGGUAAGGGUAAGAGGUGA
This is a messenger RNA of Aspergillus affinis, 495 nucleotides long. RefSeq names its product SRP9/SRP21 family protein. Gene Ontology annotation, cellular component: signal recognition particle, endoplasmic reticulum targeting. The coding region runs from base 1 to 495 and encodes 164 amino acids. Gene Ontology annotation, biological process: SRP-dependent cotranslational protein targeting to membrane. The transcript has 2 exons. Lineage: Eukaryota; Fungi; Ascomycota; Eurotiomycetes; Eurotiales; Aspergillaceae. The record is from RefSeq and is a predicted model, not a curated record.